Molecule: messenger RNA, 1112 nt
Organism: Pan troglodytes (chimpanzee)
Lineage: Eukaryota; Metazoa; Chordata; Mammalia; Primates; Hominidae
Gene: MRPL58
Product: mitochondrial ribosomal protein L58
Exons: 6
Coding region: 236-856 (206 amino acids)
Biological process (GO): mitochondrial translational termination
Cellular component (GO): mitochondrial large ribosomal subunit
Molecular function (GO): translation release factor activity, codon nonspecific; peptidyl-tRNA hydrolase activity
Source: RefSeq, a predicted model, not a curated record
CUGGGGGACACAAGAUCGGGGCACUCUUCCGGUAGCAGCUCGCUCUCUGGCCACCGUCUUCCCCAGCCAACCAGGCCUCCCGGAGGCGGCCGGCCAGAAAGCAUCGGCGGGACCCCAGCUUGCCGCCUCCCCUCGGCGGGACCUAGAAACUGCGCGGAACCAAAGCUUGAGGGCGGCUCGAGUUUGCGGACCGCGGGGAGGAAGCGCCAGCCGGAAGCAGUCGCAAGACCUGAGCAUGGCGGCCACCAGGUGCCUGCGCUGGGGCCUGAGCCGAGCCGGAGUCUGGCUGCUCCCACCGCCCGCACGGUGCCCACGCCGGGCGCUGCACAAGCAGAAAGACGGCACUGAGUUCAAGAGCAUCUACAGCCUGGACAAGCUCUACCCCGAAUCUCAGGGCUCGGACACCGCCUGGAGGGUCCCGGAUGGUGCAAAGCAAGCCGACAGUGACAUCCCUCUAGAUCGCUUGACAAUAUCUUAUUGUCGGAGUAGUGGUCCUGGGGGGCAGAACGUGAACAAAGUGAAUUCCAAGGCGGAAGUCAGGUUCCAUUUGGCAACUGCCGAGUGGAUCGCGGAGCCCGUGCGGCAGAAGAUAGCCAUCAUGCAUAAAAACAAGAUCAACAGGUUAGGAGAGUUGAUCCUCACCUCUGAGAGCAGCCGCUAUCAGUUCCGGAAUCUGGCAGAUUGCCUGCAGAAAAUUCGAGACAUGAUCACUGAGGCCAGCCAGACACCGAAGGAGCCAACAAAAGAAGAUGUUAAACUUCAUAGAAUCAGGAUAGAAAACAUGAAUCGGGAAAGGCUGAGACAAAAGAGAAUUCAUUCUGCUGUAAAGACAAGCAGGAGGGUCGACAUGGACUGAAAUCACCCUCUGCAGCUGGGAGGGCUCUUCUGGGCGUGCGGGCAGCUGCAGCUGAGAGGACUUUCACACCAUAAGGAGAUUUCUGUUUUUCUUUUUGGCUGUUAAUGCUUGUCUAUAACAUUAGAGCCAUCACGAGAAUGUUCAUUUGGAAUGAAGGCUGCAGGCACUGGUUGCAGAAGUCUUUAUAGGCAGUCACCAUGUUGUCAAACCUUAAUAAUGCAUCGAAUGUAUUAGCCACAAUAAAAUUCAAAACUCA